Striga asiatica is the source of this 1191-nucleotide messenger RNA. The record is from the annotation of a GenBank genome assembly. NCBI's taxonomy places the organism in Eukaryota, Viridiplantae, Streptophyta, Magnoliopsida, Lamiales, Orobanchaceae.
AUGGAUUCCUACUCAUUUUUGCUUUUCUUGUUUCUUUUGUCCAUUUGGAAGCACUUGUGUGCACAAAGCAGCAACAUUAAUUUCAGCAUCACCGAUUUUGGGGCUGUCCCGGACAGAAAAACCGACAGCAGCAAAGCUUUGGAGAGCGCUUGGCAGAAAGCUUGCCAGGUAGACGGAGGGAGUGUUUGGGUCCCGACGGGAACUUUCUUUGUGCGCAAGGCAGACUUGAAUGGUCCAUGCAACGGACAGACUCUUUUUGAGCACCGUGGGACAGUGAUAGCCUCGGACGAGCCGACGCUGGGCAGUAGAGACUCGUGGAUCGCAUUUACUUACGUGGACGACCUCACUCUUGUUGGUGACGGCACUUUUGACGGCAACGGAGCCGUCUCGUGGUCCCACUGCCAUGGCAUUAAUGUUGGGUGCAAGCAGAUACCCCCUUAUACUUUGAAGGUGAGUUAUGUUAGGAAUGCGUUGAUCGGGCACGGGUUACGGUUUGUGGACAGCAAGGGUUUCCACUUGUUCAUCUACGCAUCGGACAAGGUGCAUGUGGAGCAGGUGCACAUAUGGGCCCCUGGGGACAGCCCCAACACGGAUGGGGUCCACAUCGCCCUCUCCAACAACACGCGGAUAACGGACUCGAUUAUCGGGACGGGCGACGACUGCGUGUCGAUAGGGGACGGGUGCACGGGGGUGAAUGUGACGGGAGUGUGGUGCGGUCCCGGGCACGGGAUCAGCAUCGGGAGCCUGGGAAAAUACGAGGGGGAAGGGAACGUGGCCGAGGUUACCUUAAAGAACUGCACUUUCGACGGCACAGAAAACGGGGUGAGGAUCAAGACGUGGGCCCAGUCGCUGUCGUCGUCGGUGGUGUCGGGAGUGACGGUGGAGGAGAUUGUGGUGAAGGGGGCGAGUAACCCCAUCAUCAUCGACCAGUUCUACUGCCCGGGAGGGAAGUGCACCCCUGGAUGGGAGUCGAGCAUACAGAUCAAAGGUGUCAAAUUUGCGGGGGUGAAGGGGAUGUCGGCCACGGAGGCCUCCAUUAGCCUCAACUGCAGCAAGAGCCAUCCGUGUCAGGACAUUGAGUUCUUUGGGCUCAACCUCACCUAUGCGAAUGGGCAGCCAUCCGUUGCUUUGUGUGCGAAUGCGGACGGCAAGUUUGGAGGGUCUCAAGUCCCUUCUCGUUGUUCCACCUAG